GGGCGAGCUGGUGUCGUGGCGGAAGGUGGGCUCGGCGUCGCCUUCAGCAGCCCCGCCGGAGGAGCUCCCGCCGUCUCCUGGCCGCUGCCUCCCCUUCCGCACCUCGGGCCGGGCCAGUGGCGGGAAGGGCGUAACUCCGCGGGGCGAUAGCGAAGGCGCCUGAGGAGAAAGACCGGCGGCGCUGCCCGUCCUCCUCCUCCUCCCCCCGAGAGGCAGCCGGGGAGACCCGGCGGCGGCUCCUGUUCUCCUCCCGCUCCCGCUCCUCCUCCCCCAGCAGCAUCAUGUCGGCGGGCGGGGACUUCGGCAACCCGCUGCGGAAAUUCAAGCUGGUCUUCCUCGGCGAGCAAAGCGUUGGAAAGACUUCCUUGAUCACCAGGUUCAUGUAUGACAGCUUUGACAACACCUACCAGGCAACAAUUGGCAUUGACUUCUUAUCAAAAACGAUGUACCUGGAAGAUCGCACAAUCAGGUUGCAGCUCUGGGAUACCGCGGGCCAGGAACGUUUCCGUAGCCUCAUUCCCAGUUACAUCCGUGACUCUGCCGCUGCCGUAGUAGUGUACGAUAUUACAAAUGUAAACUCAUUCCAGCAAACCACAAAAUGGAUUGAUGAUGUCAGAACGGAAAGAGGUAGUGAUGUCAUCAUCAUGCUUGUAGGAAACAAAACAGAUCUAGCAGAUAAGAGACAAGUAUCUAUUGAGGAAGGAGAGAGGAAAGCCAAAGAGCUGAAUGUAAUGUUCAUUGAAACUAGUGCAAAGGCAGGAUACAACGUAAAACAGCUUUUCCGACGCGUGGCAGCUGCUUUGCCUGGAAUGGAGAGCACACAGGACAAAAGCAGAGAAGACAUGAUUGACAUCAAACUUGAAAAGCCUCAAGAGCAGCCCAUCAGUGAAGGAGGCUGUUCCUGCUAAUAGUGUGUUGGUUUUUUCCUCCUUUCUCAGACCAUCACCGGCUUCUCCCUCCCCUUCCCUCCCCCCCUCCCCCCCCUCCCGGGACCCCUUGACAGCAGUGUGAUGAUUGGCUUGCCUUCUCCCCACCCCCCCUUAACCUCGCACGGUUCCUCAUCGCUGCCUGUCUCGUGAAGAUGACCUGUUAGCUUCACAAGCACAAAAGAAAGUCCGUGUCUUCAUUACAUAGAAGGAAAGGGUGAAAGAGCCAGAACGACCCUACCAUAUUCCUGUAGUUCUUAAACAACAACUAGAAAGUUGGGUACAAAUUUGUUAGGUCUGUUCCUUUUCUUAAAAAAAAAGAGUUGUUAAAAUAUUGCACAUGUCGAAUGGAAACGGGAGCAAGAAUGGCAUUUGGAUUGGUGAGCAAGGGACGUGCAGGGUAGAAGCAGCCGCUGCCCACGGCAAGCCACGAGCGUUACCGGAUGAGCGAAUCCUCUGAUUUGGCAAAACCAAGAGAGACUCUGCUGCUUCUCAGUCCGACGUCAGCUUUUGGAGAAUGCAAAGCUGGGUGAUUACUGUGCUUUUGGUGGCUUUGCUUAUUUCCGUUCUUUAACUGUGUGAACGAACCACCUUUGGGCUUCAGCUCAGAGGAUGCUUUUUGUAAGGUGCAGGGUUACCGAUACUUAGGUAUAGACCUCAGGACCUCUCUCGGUUCUUUGGUGCAAUUAAACGGGCUCACAGCGCAGUCUCUGGCUUUUGCAUCCUGGUGGAACAGUUUCAGAACAGGCACUGGGGCUUUUAACAGGUUCUGCCUAUUAAGAGAAACCGUUUUAAGUGAAGUCGGUUUCUAAAAAGAGGUGUGUAAGCUACCAAGCUUGUAAGUUCAUGUAAACUGAGGAAGAAGGAACAGGACAGGAGAGAACAUUUGGGAGUUCAGACUAAACUGGAGGGGGCGGUUAUAAAAGUCAGUUUUUAAAACUCCCUUUUUAAAUGACGAAGGAAGGGGGGCAUAAGAUGGAAACAAAACUUUCAAUUAUGCAGCCUGUUGCCUUUACUUUCAGCAUUAUUUUUUUACAUUCAGUCUUCAGUCUAUGUAUGUACUGCGUAAUUUGGUUAAGUAACUGGUUGUUUAGUAUUAUGUUUAACUUAACUACAAUUAACCUUGAACUUCCUUCAAUAUUUAUUUCUCUACUUUAAAUUUGUUUAGCAUUCAAAGAAGGGUUUUUGGGUUUUUGUUUUUUUUUAGGAAUUUGUUAAUCCAUUUAAAGCUUUGGCAAUGUUGCAAGAGAGAGAGAUUUUGGAAACACAGACACGCGUUCUGUCUCAUACACACACAUGCGCCCACACUGCAGAAGUGCACUCUUAAUCUGUACUAGUCAUUGUGAAGUUGCUAUGUAAGUUAACACAACUGUAAAUACAUUGUUUGCCAGAAGAGUUUGUGGAGGGGGAGGGGGCCGUGCUGGAAAAGCUUCGCCACUCCUUUCUCAAAGCGCUGGUUUGGAAAGGCAGCCCGGCGUCAGUUGGGGCCCUAAUCGCGAGGCCCCCCUUCCUCUGCCUGGUGGAGCCAGAACAGCAGAUUCAUCACUCUGACUUGAGUUUCCAGUAACUUUGCAUCAUCUCGUAUUAAAGGGCAGAAUGAUAUAAAAAUGCUUUUAAUGCAAUAUUGAAGAGGUGGCUUCCCCCCCCCCCUUUAAAAGUAGCAUGUCUAGGAAUAAAUGUUAAAAUACGGCAACGGGCGAUGAACUUACCCUGGAAAGAAACUCAAGGAGACAGGGCUACCUUUCCUGUAUUGUUGUAUUCUACAUGUGCAGAACGUUAAACAAGAAUCCAUCUCGCUGCAUUCUAAUAACUGAGUUUUCUGUGGUUUGGGUUCUUAAAGCAAUUAAAUGUGUACACGGGUUGGAUUUUUUAAAACAUGCACAGAAUUUUUUGCUUCCAAUAAAGUAUCUAAUCAAAACA
Messenger RNA from Candoia aspera, 2846 nucleotides. RefSeq names its product RAB6A, member RAS oncogene family (gene RAB6A). Gene Ontology annotation, molecular function: GTP binding; GTPase activity. Lineage: Eukaryota; Metazoa; Chordata; Lepidosauria; Squamata; Candoiidae. The coding region runs from base 282 to 908 and encodes 208 amino acids. The record is from RefSeq and is a predicted model, not a curated record. Gene Ontology annotation, biological process: vesicle-mediated transport. The transcript is spliced from 8 exons.